Messenger RNA from Lytechinus variegatus (green sea urchin), 2858 nucleotides. RefSeq lists its product as uncharacterized. The transcript is spliced from 3 exons. NCBI's taxonomy places the organism in Eukaryota, Metazoa, Echinodermata, Echinoidea, Temnopleuroida, Toxopneustidae. The coding region runs from base 60 to 425 and encodes 121 amino acids. The record is from RefSeq and is a predicted model, not a curated record.
CAGACCUAAACACUUCAAGCCCGACUUCAACAAAUCUGUCAGGAAUUUCAACUAAUACAAUGAUAGCUGUCACCAUGUCUGAUUACACAAGGAACCCUGUUACAAGUUCGGACGCCACUGGGACACUCGUUACAACGCCUAAACUACAAACAACAUCCAACUAUGUCAUCUACAUCACAGUGGCGGCUGUCGUACUUCUGAUCCUUCUGGUUCUCUCUAUAAUUCUUUGCUCCCGUAAAAAGAAAAUGAGCUCAAGGAAGAAGACGCAAGAUGCUAAUACAGAACCCAACCUUGCACUGCCACUUGGACCUUUACCUCAGAGACCAGUAUCAAAACCGUACGACACGAGGAUUGUUAUGACUGCACCUACACAUGGCCCUUCCCAUGAUGGACAACUCAAUCAUGUAUACGUCGAUUUUUUGUAAUCUAUAUUUACCAGGCCAGAACAUGAUUACAUUUUCGAAGAUAUACUCUAAAGCGAGUGGAAAUGGAAAUAAUGUACAUGCACUGAAGGAUAUUUUGUUUUGGGGGAAUGUUGUGAAUAUGAUGGAUGAUAGUAAUAUCCAUUAAUUCGUGUCGAUUUUUCUCACGAAAUUAUUGUUUUUUUUCUUAAUCAUUGAAUUUGUUUUUUUAACUACAUGACCGAUUUGAAUGUUCUUUCGAUAUUAAUCAUUUACUAAGAAAUAAAGAAAUAUUCAGGCUUACACAUUGGCGGCAGAAGCCAAAAAAGUUAGGGGGCUCCACCUGAAAGUUUGGGAUGGACACAGGUAAAAAAAAUGACAAGCAAAAAAAAAGGUUAUCAACCAAAAUAUAAGGGGGACCACAAAAAUUUUAGGGGGAAGCAGGAAACAAAAUUGACAAGCAAAAAAAAGUUAUCAACAAAAAGUUUAGGGGGCCACCUCAACUUUAGGGGGGACAGGGACCUCCCCCCCCCCCCCUCGUCCCCCGCUUCCACCGCUUAUGGGCUCACCUGAUUCGCUUUCUCAUUUUUUAACAAAUAUAUAUACGGAACCUUAAUAUUUAGAAAUCCUUUCCCUUCCAAAUUUGUCUUCAACCCGGGAUAAAAUACUAAAAUGUGUGGUUUGAAAAGUAAAAAGACUAGGUCAAUGGCUGAAAACAAUAGAUUUUUUCAAAUUGACGGUUGCUUUAAACAACCUCAUUUGUUUUGUUAGCUUCUAUUUUGCAUGUUAGAAUAUAAUGACCCCAAACUAUUGCACAUAGAAGUCAUAUUACUCGAUAAAUGUACUUGCCUGAAGUCUUUUAACAUUCUCCCACAUUCAUCUGAAUUUGAUGUUCAAAAAGUAUACAAUCAAGUGUUAUCAAAUUCAAUUCAAUUUGCAUUUAUUUCAUUCUCGAUAAAUAACUCGUUGAUCAAAAUAGAUGGAAGAGUUAUACCCAAAUAGAACUGUUUAAAACGGGAUCUUCCCUAUUAAAACUUUGUUGAAUGAACAAACCAAUUACCUCUCACACGCAACUUAUUCUUCUUUUUUUAUUACAAAAAUACAAAAUUAAAUACAACUUACUUGAAUACUAUUGAUUGAUUUUUGUAUGACCUAAGGGGGAAAAUAUAUUCGCAGGAGCCGCGGAACUGUUUUUAAGAUUGGAGAGCUGAGCCGAAAAUAGGGUGGGGCUGACCAUGCAAAAGAAAACCCACAAUUGGAUCGAAAUUUUACGUUUUUGUAGUCGUUCAUCGAAAGUUGGGUGGGCGGUUGAGCCCCCUCCCUCCCUCCACACGCCCUUGUCCCACGACCCUGGUUCUUCAAUGCUGUGUUGUGAGCAGAACAACUCGAAAGGAUUUGAUGUAAGUCUAUAAGGUAUGUAAGUUUAUUCAUAGAAUUUCAAUUGGAAUGCCCUGACUUCGCAGAUGAAAUGGGCAUUCUAUAAAAUGUACCUAUUCUAUAUAUAUAGAGUUAAAAUGAAACGAUUUAAGAAGAAAAUGCUGGUCUUGAAAUGAUUAAUUCUUUAACAUUUGCCAUUGCUCAAAAGAUUUCCUGGGCUUGAAAUCUCCUUGAUUUCAAUACUUAAUGGAAGUUUGUUGAGUUAGAUAAAUUCUAUAAGGGAUUCUAGUUUAUUCAUUAAAUUUCAAUCGAAAUUCCCUGACUUCGCAAAUAGAAUGGGCAUUCAUUGAGUUAUCAUUAAAAAUAUAAUAAAUCAAGAUUUCUCUCUCUCGUGGAAAUGUGAUGCCCCAGAAAGUGUAUUAAACUCUAUGGGCGAAAUAGCCGACUUAUUUCAGAUGAAAGCGCUAUUGAAUUUUAUGGAUUCGCGCUGUAAUAAGUUCGUUCAAGAUCCAAAUAUUAUUUACUAAUUUAUUAUGACUAUUGGAUCAACAAGAAUAGUUUUACUAUUUCUGAUUUGUUUCAUCCGCUUUUCCCUGGCGGAUUUGAAUUUGCUAUUUCUGUACUCAGAAAAAAAAUCUUUUUUAUUAAAAAUAAUCCAGAAAAGUGGAUGGUGGAUUUUGAAGUUGAUAUUGUAUGAAGAAAGUUCCUUAAAGGAAACCUUAAACGUGCACCCCGACCCCUCUGGCCUAUACGCCCUUGGUAAACAUGGCAAUUAAUACAUGUGAGGGUCGAAAACGCAAUCGUAACUUCAUCAACUUGAACUAUCAUAUUGUAUUCAUAUGUAAAUAUAUAAAUACGACUAAUUGCUUUGAAACUGUUUUUUUUCAAUUGACAGUUUCCAGAUCAAAAUAACUUGAAAUCAUGAUGUUGCGUAUCAUCUAGCACUGGAAUUUUAUUUCACUGGUUGUGACUUUACAUCAAUGCUUCCAUGUUUUCAAAUUCACAGGAACACAUCAUUUGUUAUCUUUUUAUUUAAAUUGAUUGUCUUAUGUUUACUUUGUCGAUAUAUAUAUAUAUAUA